GCACGGGCAACGCAUCUUUCACAGUAUCCCUUUUACUAUCUUCCAUACCUUGCUUUACAUUUUCUUUAUCCUAUGCAACAAAGUCUUUGAAGAGGAUUUUUUGCAAUCCGUUCAAACUUCUAUCAUCAUUGAAAAUCUAAAAUACGUUUUUCGUUAGUGGUCUGAGCACUCAGUUUUCAGUGGAAAACUCGUUUCUUAAAAAAGAAGAUAUCAAGAAGCAAUUGAAGAAAUAUCGAAACAUCUUCAGUUUUCUAGUCAUUUCUUAGGAGGAAGAAGUUUCCGGAUCGGAGUAGCCAAGUAGUAUAACGUAAGUAUUAUACUACUAACUCGUUGAUCUCACGAUUUUGACUUUGUCGUUUCGCUCCUAACAUCCAUUCUGCGAUAUAAUAUCCGUUUUACCUAUUUCGCGCAAUCCUUCUAAUGAUUUCUGCCACGCCAGCCAGAAGCGAGUCUUCCUCGAGUCAUCUCGAGAAGGAUUUCGGAACUUCUGAGACCGCAAAAGUUAAUUACAAGCAUUCUAAAAGGAUGUACGGCCCUCUCAAUUACACUUCUACUCCUUCCAUUUUUACUCGUGCUCAUCAACGAAACAAUGUAGACUUUACUGGAUUCUUUGUUCUGUUCUGGGUUUCCGUUGCCAUAAUGAUUCUAAUCAACUUUUUGGACAACAUGGAAAGAACAGGACAACUUUUUGGAAACAAUAUCUUUCAAUUCUUCAAGACAAAUGUAUUGGAUCUCGCAAAGGCAGACUUAUUUAUGUCUUCACUGUUUUUUCUGUCCUAUCCAUUCCAGAAAUUGUUUUCUUCAGGUGCCCUCUCUUGGUAUGGUUCUGGCAUUUAUAUAUACACCGUCUCUAUUUUUGCGUUUCUCAUGCACAGUAUAUUGCGGUGCUGUUUAAGUGACUGGUCUUGGACUCAUCGUUCUUUCUUUAUCCUCCAUUCCAUCCUCAUUUUAAUGAAAACCCAUUCUUACAACACAGUAAAUGGGUGGUUUUCGUAUUGCUAUCAUCAAGUGCAGGGACUUCGCACAAGGUCGAUUUCUCUUUCCGAGCACGACAAGAGAAAUUAUAAGCUUUUUGAAGAAUCAAUCUAUGAACACGGUAAACGUUAUCCUGCUAACUUAACAUUUACUAAUGCUCUAACGUUUUUAUUUAUGCCUACCUUAUGCUAUCAAUUGUAUGUUCCUAGGACACCUCAGAUUCGCUUUACGUAUUUACUCGAGUGUGCUUUGGGAACGUUUGGCUGUUUAUUUUUGUUAGUGAUUAUAUCGGAAAACUACAUGAUUCCUAUUUUACUUCGCGCUAUCAAAUGGAUUUUAGAAGCUCCAGAGGAAGCUUCUACCUAUUUCUUUGUACUCCAAUUAGGUAAAACUGUCACCUAUCUUAUGUUUCCUUUCAUGUUAAGUUUCCUACUAGUAUUUUGGGUCAUAUUUGAAGGCAUCUGUAACUUCAGCGCCGAAAUCACUCGAUUUGCUGAUAGGAAUUUCUAUGAUGAUUGGUGGAAUUGUUGGACUUUUGACCAAUUUGCUAGAACCUGGAACAAACCGGUUCACUACUUUUUAUUUCGACAUGUUUACUCUCCGUUUAACAACAUCUUUUCCAAAUUGACAUCUACCACGCUUACUUUUUUUGUUUCAUCUGUCUUGCAUGAGUUAGUAAUGGCAUGCAUUACAAAGAAAAUUAGAGGUUAUGGCUUAUUUUUCCAAAUGACCCAAGUACCAUACAUAUUGAUUCAACGACAGAAAUUCAUUCGCAAGCAUCGAUUACUUGGAAACGUUUUCUUUUGGGUUUCUAUCCUCAUUGGAAUUACACUGAUUGGUGUUCUCUACAUUUUAUACUAAAGAAAUAUGUUAGUGGCUGGUUUUAGAAGAACGGAAACAAAUGAAAUGUGCAUCAGCGGCCUUGACGUAUACGCUCUUUUACACAGAACAUAUUGAUCCUUAGAAAACCUUUUUUUUUUUUUUUUAGUUUAUUUAUUUUAUAAAAUGU
Schizosaccharomyces octosporus yFS286 is the source of this 1984-nucleotide messenger RNA. Its product is annotated as acyl-coA-sterol acyltransferase. NCBI's taxonomy places the organism in Eukaryota, Fungi, Ascomycota, Schizosaccharomycetes, Schizosaccharomycetales, Schizosaccharomycetaceae. The record is from RefSeq and is a predicted model, not a curated record. Gene Ontology annotation, cellular component: endoplasmic reticulum membrane. The transcript has a single exon. Gene Ontology annotation, biological process: ergosterol metabolic process. Gene Ontology annotation, molecular function: ergosterol O-acyltransferase activity. The coding region runs from base 421 to 1836 and encodes 471 amino acids.